CGCAUACAAAAUUAAAAGUGAAGUUAAAAUAUUGUCCAAUGUUAGCUUCAAUUUCAUUACGAAAUUUGUCUUCAAACAUGUAACUGUUUUCCUGCUAUGGAAAAGCAUUAGUCGAUAGUAGCCUACUCACAUAAACGACCUCUCCAAAAGCCUGCUCCAAACCAACUGCAAAAUUGCAGAGGAUGUCGCAAUCUCGAGUACCUAUUUCAAGGGGGUUUCAACUAGUUACCACAGCCACAAAGUGAAAAUUGUCUGUGAUCAUACAAAUGAAUGAAAACAAAAAAAAAUUGCUUUUUGGUCUUAAUUUAAGAUUAGGGAUAGACAUAAUGUUAGCAGUGUGGUUAAGUUUAGGUUUAAAAUCACAUUUUGAGAAGGGAAAUAGGCGAGGUCUAAGACGUUGUGGCUGUAGUAACUAGUGGUACCUAUUUGUCUGCAGAUACAGAAAGUGAAAGUUGUCUAGACUAUAUGUCUCUUAUUUUCACCAGUUAAAUAAGAUAUGGAACUGACGCAUCCGACUUUGAAUUUAAAAAAAAAGAAUAAUAAUUGUUUUAAUGGCGUUAUUGAGCCAAUGAACUGUCUUGUUCUAGAUAGGAAUAGUGAUUCGUUCUAGUGCAAGUUGGAACAAGGAAACUCGGGUAUGGUCGACUUGCUAACUGGUUGUAGUUCUACGUGUUGGCUAUUAACAUAUCGCGUUCAAACCGUUAGCAAGUCGAACUUUUCUGAGUUCCUAGUACCUACCAGCACAUGAACGCGGUAUAUGUCAGGUCAUGUUUCACUGCAGCAGAGAAUUUUUCGGGGGGGAAACGUCGUGCUUUCCCGGAAGCUUAAUUGUUAACGUAAGAGCAACACUUUCAGUUUCAAUAUCACAACCGAUCUCUUUUGCCGUGCAAACGCGGACGACAGACUGAACAACAACCUCACUGUACGGUACAGUGUUGCCGAGCCCCUCUGUAUCCAGCAGCACCAGGGUGUGGUCUCUUUUUUCAGGCCAGCUUGUUCAUGAGGUAGGACUUGCCGGUGCGGUACAGCCCGACCACCGACACCACUACGACUUUCUGGUUCAGUCCCAUCAGGUACUUGAUGGCACCAGGAACUACAUGAAGCUCGCCAUCGGCGUUUUCGACCAGACACAUUGGGGAAUCCAUGGUCAAGUGGCUUCACAGGAUGAUUAGCCUACAGCCCCCAGAAAUAUUCAAUCUUUAAUACAAUUAUGAAUUAAAUAUAGUUCAGGUGAAUUAUGUGAAUAUUAUAUAGAUUAGGACUACCCCGAAGGUUAUGUAAAAAAUAUUAUUAAGAUCUGCAUAAUUAAACAGCUGAGCCAUACGCAUACAAAAUUAAAAGUGAAGUUAAAAUAUUGUCCAAUGUUAGCUUCAAUUUCAUUACGAAAUUUGUCUUCAAACAUGUAACUGUUUUCCUGCUAUGGAAAAGCAUUAGUCGAUAGUAGCCUACUCACAUAAACGACCUCUCCAAAAGCCUGCUCCAAACCAACUGCAAAAUUGCAGAGGAUGUCGCAAUCUCGAGUACCUAUUUCAAGGGGGUUUCAACUAGUUACCACAGCCACAAAGUGAAAAUUGUCUGUGAUCAUACAAAUGAAUGAAAACAAAAAAAAAUUGCUUUUUGGUCUUAAUUUAAGAUUAGGGAUAGACAUAAUGUUAGCAGUGUGGUUAAGUUUAGGUUUAAAAUCACAUUUUGAGAAGGGAAAUAGGCGAGGUCUAAGACGUUGUGGCUGUAGUAACUAGUGGUACCUAUUUGUCUGCAGAUACAGAAAGUGAAAGUUGUCUAGACUAUAUGUCUCUUAUUUUCACCAGUUAAAUAAGAUAUGGAACUGACGCAUCCGACUUUGAAUUUAAAAAAAAAGAAUAAUAAUUGUUUUAAUGGCGUUAUUGAGCCAAUGAACUGUCUUGUUCUAGAUAGGAAUAGUGAUUCGUUCUAGUGCAGGUUGGAACAAGGAAACUCGGGUAUGGUCGACUUGCUAACUGGUUGUAGUUCUACGUGUUGGCUAUUAACAUAUCGCGUUCAAACCGUUAGCAAGUCGAACUUUUCUGAGUUCCUAGUACCUACCAGCACAUGAACGCGGUAUAUGUCAGGUCAUGUUUCACUGCAGCAGAGAAUUUUUCGGGGGGGAAACGUCGUGCUUUCCCGGAAGCUUAAUUGUUAACGUAAGAGCAACACUUUCAGUUUCAAUAUCACAACCGAUCUCUUUUGCCGUGCAAACGCGGACGACAGACUGAACAACAACCUCACUGUACGGUACAGUGUUGCCGAGGUCAGCAUCAUGUCAGGCCAGACAGUAUCCAUGAAAGAACCAGUAUGUCUGAUAGAGAACGACAGUGAUGGGAAGCUGCGUGUGGUCCGCAGCGCACUGGACAUCCUGGACAAGAUUGACCAGCAUGUGGUAGUGGUGUCGGUGGUCGGGCUGUACCGCACCGGCAAGUCCUACCUCAUGAACAAGCUGGCUGGGGAGAGGAAAGGUUUUGCCCUGGGAGCCACCAUCCAGUCCAAAACUAAGGGCAUCUGGAUGUGGUGUGUGCCUCACCCUGAAAAAAGAGACCACACCCUGGUGCUGCUGGAUACAGAGGGUCUGGGGGACGUGGAGAAGGGUGAUGAGAAGAAUGACAACUGGAUCUUUUCCCUGGCUGUCCUGCUCAGCAGUACUCUGGUGUACAACAGCCUGGGAACCAUCGACAACAACGCCCUGGAGAAACUACACUAUGUGACAGAACUGACAGAGCACAUCAAGGUGAAGUCCAACCAGCGAGACGGGGAGGAAUCUUCAGAGUACCUGCGUUACUUUCCUUCCUUUGUGUGGACAGUCAGAGAUUUCACCCUGACCCUGGAGGUUGAUGGGAGACCCAUCACAGCCAAUGAGUACCUGGAGAACGCUCUUAAACUGAGAACAGGUCAUAGUAAGAAAGAUCAGGCAUACAAUCUGCCUCGUAGCUGCCUGCGGAACUAUUUCUCUCCUCGCUGGUGCUUUGUGUUUGAGAGGCCAGCCAGCGGAGACAAAAUGAGACGUAUGGAGGAGCUGACCGACGCUGACCUGGAGCCUGCCUUUGUGGAGCAAGCCAAGGAGUUCUGUGACCACGUCUUCAAGGAGGCCAAGACCAAGACCCUGAAACAGGGCCUGAAAGUUACCGGCAGACUGCUGGGAAACCUGGCAGAGACGUAUGUGUCUGCCAUCCGGAGCGGGCAGAUCCCCUGCCUGGACAAUGCUGUGUUGGCUCUGGCCCAAAUUGAGAACUCCAGUGCCAUCGAGAGGGCCAGGGCCCACUACCAAAAGGGCAUGGCUGACUGGGUAGCCUACCCCACAGAGACCCAAGAGGAGCUGUCUGAAGUGCAUGCUGUCAUGGAGAAGGAGGCUGUGGCCAUAUUCAUCAACAACUCCUUCAAAGACGAGGACCAGAAGUACCAGUUGGAGCUCAUGAAAGUGCUUCAAGAGGAGUAUGAGAAGAUCUGUGAGAGGAACUACAAGGAGUCCCAGAAGGCAUGCGAGUCCAAAAUCGAAUGCAUCUUUGCCCCCUUGGAGGAGAAAAUAAGGGAUGGCUCCUACAUGACCCCUGGAGGAUACAAAGAGUACUGCAACGACCUGAAACUGGCCACCAGCGAAUACAGAUCUGAGGGAGGCAGGGGAGUGAAGGCUGAAGAGGUACUGAAGGAGUACUUGGAAAGGAAGGCCAUCAUUGGUCAGACCAUCCUGUCAGCAGACCAGUCCCUCACUGAAGCUGAGCAGAGAGCAGAAGCGGAGCAAGCGAAAAGGGAGGCAUCUGAGCGGGAGAAUCGAGCCAUGGAGGAGCAGCUGGUUGUCCAGGAGAGGUUGAGAGCGGACCAGCAGAGGACGUAUGAGGAGAAUGUGAACCAGCUGAUGGAGAGGAUGGAGAGAGACAGUAGAAAUGCCGUGGCAGAGCACGAUAGAGUUCUGCAGGCCAGACUUAAGGAGCAGAAUGACCUUCUCCAACAAGGGUUUGAUGACAGAGCACACCAAAUGCAAAGAGAGAUAGAUGCGCUUAAGGGUGCGAAGGCACAAGAGGAAGAGAAAAAACCCUCAUUUAUGAGCACAGCUCUGGAUACUGUUGGGACUGCAGCUACCUUGUUCCUUCCAGGAAUACUUCCCAAAGUAGGAGGAAUGGCUGUGAAAUGGCUGUCUAAGUGGUUCUGAUGUAGGUUCCCGAGGAGGAUGAUGAGCUAUUAUUCUUAUAGACAUAUGGAUUGACUGAAUGUGUAUUUAUUGGUAGUUGAUUCAUGGAUUUAGAUUAAGCACUCAGUCAAGGUUUUAUUUGAUGUUAUUUUUUUUUGUACGUCAUUUGAAUAAAUAAUUAGCAUGCCUAAUCAUAAUGAAGUAGAAUUUUUAGAAAGCACUCUUAAAAAUGGUUUUGCAUUUGUUUUACUAUUACCAAAUAGGCCUACUUCUUUUUAACACUGACGACAUUUACAUGCAGACCAAUAUCCUGUUAUUAUUCGGGAUACUCAAGUACUCUGUUUUUGAGUUGAUGCAUAUAAACGUCAUAUUCCAUUUACAAUAACCCGAAAAAGCUUGUAUCCCGGUUAUGAGAAUCCCGUAUAAGAUGCCUGGGAUAUGCUGAUCUUAGACGGUAAACUGUGGCAUGUAAAUGUCCUAUUCCGUUUACUGUUUUCCACGGUCUGCACAGGCUCAAUUUCACAUAUCAUUGGUGUUGUGUGAUGAUGUUUUCAUCUGAUUGUCAAACAAAUCACUUUAAAAAGUAGGCUAAAAGCACAUUUCGAUCCACCAUGAUAAUUUAUUUUGCUGAUACUCCGUACUGGACCAUAUAGCCUACUGGCUACUUUCACCCCUAAUUUAGACACGUUUUAUCUAUAAUUUUCGAGAUUUGGUAGGCCAUAUUAUAAUUUCUGAGAUUUGGUUGGUCAUUUGUUUAUCAACUAUAGUUAGAUACAUGCAGCUUCUCGUCUGUCAUGACUAAAUAUUGUAGUGCUCACCAGAAUAAUGUCUUACAUAGAUAGCAUGAAGGCAUUAUUAAUGUAGUUAACACCGGUAUAGUUGUCUGUUUUGUUUAGGAACCAGGGAGAAAACGCAGUAACUCCAAAACAGUGGAACUAUUGGUCCUGUGCAAAAUGUCCAAAUGUCAUCAGUUGACUGGUUUUAAGGAAAUACAAAUUUGAGAACUAUAAAACAUGUUUCUGAUAAGACUUUACUUCGUCUUGGGUGAAUAUUUGAUGUCUUUGAAAUACUGGCUGGUUGCAGAAUAGUGUCAUAACAACGCAUUCACAUUUUCUCAAGAGAUGCUGAAAUAAAUAUUUCUCCACUCCUGUUCCCAAGACAAAACUAACAUUUAUUGUAUCAUUUUACUGCAAGAAAUGCAUAAUUCAGUAGGAGUUAAUAUUAUAUUACACUACAUGUGAGUGGUUAUAGGCCUAGAGUCAGUAUCCUUAUUUUCAGUUACUAUUCCAUUUAACCCAUUUGAAUUUAAAUUAGGAAUAUUCUGUUUA
Messenger RNA from Salvelinus namaycush (lake trout), 5463 nucleotides. Its product is annotated as guanylate-binding protein 1-like. The record is from RefSeq and is a predicted model, not a curated record. The coding region runs from base 2276 to 4156 and encodes 626 amino acids. The transcript is spliced from 13 exons. Gene Ontology annotation, molecular function: GTP binding; GTPase activity. NCBI's taxonomy places the organism in Eukaryota, Metazoa, Chordata, Actinopteri, Salmoniformes, Salmonidae.